AUGGCACAAAAAGAAAUAAUUACAUUUACAACUAAAAUUUUUACUCUACCAGAAGAUGCAAAUUUUGCGUUUUCUCCAUCCGACCCUGUUUCAAUAGAAAUAGAUGAAACCGAUUUUCCGACUAAAAGCGGAAAAAAGAAAGUGGAGUGGAUUAAUUUCCAUCUAAAUGAUAUACUAGAACCACCACCAGCAUCACCAACGCCAGUAAAUAAAUUAGAAGGCACUCGGUUAAAUUUGAGAAAUUUUGAUUUAUCCAGUCUUAAAGUUAAGACCAGCAAUGGAGGAGGGGGUAGCGGUGGUGGCGGUCCGGAAAUUCCAGGAGAAGACCCCGAUAUCCCCACCGCUCCCACUGCGGCAGAAAUUACGGCUAGUAAAAAUAAAGCCAAUGCUGCUAUCAGUAGUGGCGAUAAAACCCAAUUACAGGCUGCUAAAACUGAAUUAGAAACUUUAAAAAGCCGCUUAGAAGCAGCGGGAGAGUCCGCUACUGAAAUUAGCACUCUAAUCCAAAGCGUAAAUACUAAAAUUCAAGAGUUGGAGGGAGAUACUGCCUACCGGCAAAGGGUAAUCAGCGAAAUCACCGCCAAACUAACUGCCAAUGGUAUUUCUGAAACUGAUUUAGAUGAUGCUAGCAAAACCAAACUAGCCGCUUUAAAAGCGGGCCAAACCAGCGGAGCAGAAAUAAACCAAGCCGCUGAUUUUAUUAAGCAAGCCGCUGAUACCGCAAUGGCUACCCUGAAUUCUCUAAUCACUAAGUUACAAAAUAGUUUGAAAAAUGACCCCACUAUCCCUAGUGGCGGCACCGAUUCCUCUCCUUCGGAUAGUUUUUUCCGCUUGGAUAAUCCCGUGCUAUGA
Molecule: messenger RNA, 852 nt
Organism: Funneliformis geosporum
Lineage: Eukaryota; Fungi; Glomeromycota; Glomeromycetes; Glomerales; Glomeraceae
Source: the annotation of a GenBank genome assembly